AUGGCAAAUCUCAUCGCGCUCGAAGAACAUUACGUUUCUCCCCUCCUCGAUGCCAAGAAAGGCGGGGCCCCCAGUCCCGACACAUUCGGGCCCGUCAUAGUGGAAAAGCUGGGGGACAUUGGCCCGGCACGUCUCCGUGAUAUGGCCGACAACUCCGUUGCCAUGACGGUCCUCUCUCACUCACCAGUUCAUCCCGAUCCCGAAACCUGCAAAGCCAUUAAUGAUGAUCUACAUUCCAAGAUCAUUCAUCAUCCGGCCGAGUACGCCGCCUUUGCAGUCUUGCCGAUGCACGAACCUGCCGCGGCCGCCGCUGAGCUCUGGCGCUGCGUCCAGGAUCUAGGCUUCGUGGGCACGCUCACGGGAAACCACCUCGAUGACGGCAGCUUCUUCGAUACACCCGACUUCUACCCUCUCUGGGAGGCCGCACAGGAGCUAGAUGUACCAUUCUACCUCCACCCGACAUUCCCAUCCGAGGAGGAAUCCAAAGUCAACUUCCAAGGCCCCUAUGACCCCGAGAUCGCAAAGGCGCUGGGUAGCUGGGGGUGGGGCUGGCACUCCCGAACAGGUCUCCACUUCCUCCGCCUCUUCGCCGCCGGCGUAUUCGACAAGUUCCCGAACCUCAAGAUCAUCCUCGGCCACAUGGGCGAGAUGCUCCCGUUCAUGUUAGAUCGCAUCAUCGGUGGCCGGCGCCCGGGGGCGGGGAGCGAAAGCGCGGGCUGA
Messenger RNA from Colletotrichum fioriniae, 720 nucleotides. NCBI's taxonomy places the organism in Eukaryota, Fungi, Ascomycota, Sordariomycetes, Glomerellales, Glomerellaceae. The record is from RefSeq and is a predicted model, not a curated record.